Molecule: messenger RNA, 1625 nt
Organism: Lactuca virosa
Lineage: Eukaryota; Viridiplantae; Streptophyta; Magnoliopsida; Asterales; Asteraceae
Source: the annotation of a GenBank genome assembly
AUGUCCAAAGUCAAAAUUUUAACUUUGAGUUGGGUCAUCCCCAUUAGGCAGGCGAUCGUUUUCAUUUCUUCAAAGUUCGUUCAGCAAAACAAAAAGGAGAUGAAGAUCGAGGUGAGAGAAUCGACGAUGGUGAGGCCGGCGGAGGAGACGCCGAGGAUCAAUCUAUGGAACUCAAAUGUCGAUCUCGUUGUCCCGAAUUUCCACACACCGAGUGUGUAUUUCUACCGGCCAAACGGCGCCUCCAAUUUCUUUGAUCCGAAUGUGAUGAAGGAUGCGUUGAGUAAAGCUUUGGUUCCGUUUUAUCCGAUGGGAGGACGAUUGAAGAGAGACGAAGAUGGAAGGAUAGAGAUCGAUUGUCAAGGACAAGGUGUGUUGUUCGUGGAGGCGGAGUCCGACGGCAUGGUGGAUGAUUUCGGGGAUUUUGCACCGACGUUGGAGCUCCGGAAACUAAUUCCGGCGGUUGAUUAUUCUCAAGGAAUUGAAUCGUAUCCUCUGCUGGUUUUACAGGUGACCUACUUCAAAUGUGGUGGAGUUUCACUCGGAGUUGGGAUGCAACACCACGCGGCAGAUGGCGCGUCUGGGCUACACUUCAUCAACACCUGGUCCGACAUGGCACGUGGGCUCGACCUCACGAUCCCACCUUUCAUCGAUCGAACCCUCCUACGAGCCCGGGACCCACCCAACCCAACCUUCACCCACGUCGAAUACCAACCCGCUCCCCAAAUGAAAACCACCACCACCGCCACCGCCACCGGCGAACUCGAACAGCCACCUCCGGAAACCGCCGUCGCCAUUUUCAAACUAACACGAGACCAACUCAACGCCCUAAAAGCCAAAUCAAAAGAAAACGGCAACACAAUCAACUACAGCUCUUACGAAAUGCUCUCCGGCCAUGUCUGGAGGUGCGUCUGUAAAGCUCGUAACCUCCCCGACGACCAACUCACAAAGCUAUACAUCGCCACCGACGGCCGCGCGCGUCUCCGGCCGUCGCUUCCGCCUGGGUACUUCGGAAACGUCAUAUUCACAACCACUCCAAUAGCGGUUGCUGGUGAGCUAAUGUCGCAGCCUACAUGGUACGCCGCCGGGAAAAUUCACGACGGAUUAGUGAAGAUGGACAAUGAUUAUCUGAAAUCGGCGCUUGAUUACUUGGAAUUACAGCCUGAUUUGAAGGCUCUUGUUCGUGGUGCUCAUUCGUUUAGAUGCCCUAAUUUGGGGAUAACGAGUUGGGCUAGACUUCCGAUUCACGACGCUGAUUUUGGGUGGGGGAGGCCGAUUUUCAUGGGUCCCGGCGGAAUUGCGUAUGAAGGGCUGAGUUUUGUGUUACCGAGUCCGAUUAACGAUGGGAGCUUGUCGAUUGCAAUUUCAUUACAAGCUGAACACAUGAAGGUUUUUAGUAAGUUUCUUUAUGAUAUAUAAAAUGGCUGAUUUAUGGCUAUGGUUAUUAUAUGUUUUUUUUAUAAGUUUAUUAAACCUUUCCCAAAUACAUUGAUGUAUGUGAAUGGAGGCUGAAAAUGUUUUUUUGUCAGCUUAUCGGUUUAUAUUGCUUUUAUGUCAAUGUAAGUAUGGUGUUGUAUGUUUUAAAGGCACAUAAAAGCAAAUCUAUGAUAUGAUAAGUUUAUUGUGAA